Messenger RNA from Bacillus rossius redtenbacheri, 2599 nucleotides. RefSeq lists its product as uncharacterized. NCBI's taxonomy places the organism in Eukaryota, Metazoa, Arthropoda, Insecta, Phasmatodea, Bacillidae. The transcript is spliced from 2 exons. Bases 1732 to 2457 code for a protein of 241 amino acids. The record is from RefSeq and is a predicted model, not a curated record.
ACCCUUCAUGUCGGGGAACAUUCUCCAGCAGUCGCAAAACUAUAUUUCCACUAGGGCCUAUGUCAGGCAUUCCUUCAACCAGGGCUAUAAUUACCGUGUACAUUUCAAGGUUGUGAACAAGGCCAUUGGAAUCAGACAAGAUGAAUUCCUUGUAUCCCCAUUUGUGAGGCUUUUUUGGAUUGUACUGUUUUAGAGCAGAUUUUCCCUUAUAGGGAAUUAUCUGUUCAUCUACGCACAACAUUUGACGUAAAGGCAAGUUUUUGAACUUUUUCUGCAUUUCAUCAACUAGAGGGCGAACUUUGAAUAACCUAUCACGAUUCGGGUCAUUUCGAGAUGGCAGUUUCGUGUUGUCAUUGAAGUGAACACAGGAUUUUAUAAACUCCCAACGAUCACGUGGCAUAACAUUGGCAACUGUCUCAACUCUUGCGUUGUUUGCCCAAUACAUCCGAGACCGAGGUAACCCAAAAACAGACAUGAAUAUGCAUGAACCCAUGAACUCCUCAAUUUCAUUUGUGUCCACAUUCAAAAAUCUGUUUGGGUUCUUUUGGACUGAAAACAGAUUAGAUUGCUCCACAAUAUUGUCCAGAACAUCCUCAUCAAAAAACAUCCUGAAAUAGUAAACAGGGGAUUCCACCUCACUGUAUACCUCAUGUAACUUACAUGUUGGAUAUUGUUUUUCACUGUUUUCUUGAGAAACUUUUUCCCAGUGCAGUGAUGACUGAGCUAUCUUUGCAGUUGUUGCACACGCUGGAGUUGAUUCAUCACUGCUAACGUCAGAACUAUCAGAAUUAUCAGACAAUACAUUACCAGAUGUACUCCUAACGGCUUGCCUUUGCUGUCCGGAUGUACUAGGUAAAUAGUCUGGGUCGGCAUCACUGUCAUCUAAAUCACUAUCAUCACUAUCCUCAGGGACAGAAAAAUCAGUUCUCUCGAAAAUCGGCACAUAAUUUUAUAUUUAUUUUAUGCUUUAAUCCAGCAUAAUUUUUAAAAUAUGGUACAGACAAUCGAUUAUUCAAUAAUUGUACUAUAUUUUGUUUUGUUAUGCUUGUUUAUGUGCGCAGUUAAACCUGGAAAGCUAUUAUGGGAACGGUUUACAAAAUACUUUAUCUAUUGAAGGUACUGGGACAACACAAAGCAUAAAUUCCCGGGUAAGAAUACAAACCCAGUGUUACUACGAACACAUUUUGUAAUGAUACAGUUGUUUUUGUUUAAAUGUACAAGUGUACAAAUAUCUGCUAUUUUACAUGAAUAUGUCUGUUUCAUUUACAAAACAUAAACACAAACACAUUGUAUAAACUUUUCCCUGGGCUUGACGACUACAUCGUAUGGCCUAUACAAUAUACAGCUUUGUGAAUUGGCGUAAAGUAUGAGACCCAUCAUGAAUUCUUAAAUAAAACAUCAAAAAAAAAAUAAAAUUAUGUGUAAAUUUUUGUACGAAAUAUUCAGUAUUAUCUAGAAAAAAAUGUAUUUCAUGUAUGCAAAAAUAACCAUACUCAUGUGUUGAACAAGGUUGCAAUAUAUUUUUUGUGGUAUUACAAACUAUUUAAUAUUUUGCAAUAGUCCAGAAAAGUUUUUUUCCCUAUGUACUUUAUUUACUUUAGUUCACACAUUAGUGUGGCCCAAAAUGAGAAACAACACAAAAUGUGCACACCGACAAUGUUUUCCCACUACGUUAACAAGGUCAUUAAGACCUGAGUGAGUGGUGUUGAUGAAGCGUGGCUUGUGUUGCAGAUGGUGUACGUGCUGGUUGGUUUGGUCAGCCUCCCUCUGCUGGUCACCGUGCUGUGGCUGCUGCGCCAGUUGUGGCGCAUGCUGGCCUCCUGCGCCGGCCGCGGCUGUCCCGCCACAGCGCGCUGCGCCAGUCGGCCCGACCACGGCCUGGAGGAGGUCGUGAUCAUACCCGCCGACCACCAGUUGCACGGCUCAGUUCCUCAGGGCGUGCCGUCUUCUAGCAGUGCCCUGCUGCGUGAUGGGCCACUAGCAUCUUCCCAACAACAACACCAGUUUUCACCUGUUUCUCUGAUGGAAGAGAUGUUGCUUGCGUCGACUCGUGAACAGAUGCAGAGUGCAUCAACACCUGGUGACGCACAACUGGUGACCUGCCACCACCAAAUGGUCUUGUAUUCAACGGCUCCUCAAGUGGAAUGCGUUAAGGGGUUAUUCGCUGACUACCAGUCUCCUAGCCGUCACACAGAAGAGACCGAAGUAGAGGCCACAUGCGACCAGGAUCAAGCGGUGCUUUCACCUCCGAUGCAGGAUUUGGAAGCGUUUUCUAUCCCAGAUGCCUUCGCACCUGCCGAUGCCGACAGUGAUAACACACAGUAUACAGAGGAGUUAGGGGUUACUGCAAAGGACGUGGUGCGUUUUGGCUUCGAUUACGCCCUAUUGGCUCCACGACAUCACUCAACGCCGAAACUUCCAGCUUACCUAUCUGAGAGAAGUGCUGGAGGUGUUUAAAUCUUACCCUCCCGAACACCGACAAGAAUCGCCAUUUUCUCAAAGGGAAGAGGCCUUUGAUAUUUAUUCUCCUGAACAACUGGUAGUCGACACAUCGUUUCCGAGGAAAGAGGUAUGUGAGACUUAUCUCCCCAAGCAGCUG